UGCCGCCAACGUUUGUCCUGGGUACGUCGGCUCAACAAUGACGAAGGCGAUGGAAUGAGCGCUGUCGGUGGGUAGACUCGUUCUGCUUGGAUCAGUUCGAUGACCCCGCACAUCAAGGGACUCGGCUCGUCUGGGACAAGGCCGACUUCGUAGCUACCAUCAACCGCAUGUAUGACAACAACGAAUGCCAUCUUGUCGACGGGUAAUAAGAGAGCGACUGAACACGUGCAUCCUUUCUCCAGUCUUCACAUAGAUACGCUCCCUUUUGCAAGCAUUUGUUCAUUCCCAACUUUGUGGGUGCGAAACUGAGCACGGCUGCGAUCACGGACUCGAACCGAGGCCACUUGGUAACACAAUAUGUCGCGCGCACGUCCACGGAGCUCCCAGUUUUGGUUCGAUACUUUCCCGUGGAAAAGGUGCAUCCUCAGGUGGCCUCCCACCUGGACGUGAUUCUGUACAGUCGAGCCCAAAUUCAGCUCGAAAAUGCAGCGACGGGGAAAGGUGGUGUGCAUGACGAGACUGCUCCGUGGGGAAUCAUCUACGUCAAGGCGCAAGACGUCGACUAUGAAUUGCCCAUGGACCCCAUCACGAUCAUGCGGAAUGCGUUGGGCAAGGAAGAGGGUGGGUCGGGUGUUCCCUGCGACCGCGACGCGUACCUUCGCUCCGUGCACUACUGGGCCCAGCAUGCAAUUCUUCAGUAGCUGUGUCGAAUUCCAUAUGCUGUGUCCAUGGUGCGAAAUCGAUGACGUGGCAACGACACCAAUGAUUAGACCCAGUAGUGUAGAAAACUGUACGUCGAUAAGGUAGUUUUUGGAAGAAGGCCUGCUGGUCUGUCCAUAAGGUAUGCAUCCUCGCGAUCUCCAUCAAAAUGUCGGGAGCUG
This is a messenger RNA of Aphanomyces astaci, 881 nucleotides long. RefSeq lists its product as hypothetical. NCBI's taxonomy places the organism in Eukaryota, Oomycota, Saprolegniomycetes, Saprolegniales, Verrucalvaceae. The transcript has 2 exons. Bases 484 to 807 code for a protein of 107 amino acids. The record is from RefSeq and is a predicted model, not a curated record.